Molecule: messenger RNA, 1548 nt
Organism: Alternaria conjuncta
Lineage: Eukaryota; Fungi; Ascomycota; Dothideomycetes; Pleosporales; Pleosporaceae
Exons: 1
Coding region: 1-1548 (515 amino acids)
Biological process (GO): glutathione biosynthetic process
Cellular component (GO): cytosol
Molecular function (GO): ATP binding; glutathione binding; glutathione synthase activity
Source: RefSeq, a predicted model, not a curated record
AUGAAUUCCAUAUCGCUCACCGAAUACCCGCCAGAGCUAUCUCAACAGGAGGAGCAGUAUCUGCUAUCCAAUCUCAAGGACUGGUCGAUUGCUCAUGGCUUAGCGGUUCGCCCGGCUCCGUCAUUCGUCCAGCCAUCACAGGAUCCGUCUGGUGUACUCGCAAGCACAGCACCAGUCACUUUGUUUCCAAGCUUAUUCCCACGCUCCUGCUUCGAGGAGGGACUCGCCAUACAAAAGGCUUACAACGAGUUGUACUCAGCCAUUGCCAGGGACGAGACAUGGUUGAAGAGCAUCGUGGAGGAGCUUGUCCAUGUUGACGACUUUGUUGCAAAGUUAUGGCAAACCCAUCUAGAGGUUAAGAAAGAAGGCUACGUGCAGGACCUUUCGUUGGGGCUCUUCCGCUCAGACUACAUGGUACAUCAAGACCCUUCGCAGUCAAAUCCAAAGUCCGGUUUGAAACAGGUCGAGUUCAAUACCAUUGCUUCGUCUUUUGGCGGACUAUCGGCUCAAGUUUCUGCGUUACACAAGUACCUGCUCACAAUCGACGCUUACCCAAAUUCAACAUCGUCUAUUAUCAAGCAAGAGGCUUUGCGACAGAGCCAGUCAGCUUCUUCCUUGGCAAAGGGCCUCGCUACAGCACACAAGGCGUACGGGACUUCGCGCACCAAGCGUCCCCUAUGCGUGCUGUUCGUGGUACAGGACCCAGAGAGAAAUGUGUUUGAUCAGAGACAUCUCGAAUACGCCCUGCUUGAAGAUAAUGGAGUGCGCUCCUUCCGACUACCUUUCGGAGAGACACUGUCUCACACUCAGCUUGACACAGACCGUACACUGGUCUACACACCACCGAACUCUCCCUCGACGUCGUACGAGGUGACAACAAUAUACUUUCGAGCAGGGUACUCACCAGAUGAUUACUCAAAGGACGAAGACUGGAACGCCCGCACUCAUCUCGAGAAGAGCCGUGCCAUCAAGUGCCCAAGCGUCUUGACCCAACUUGCGGGGUGCAAGAAGGUUCAACAAGUGCUUGCUACGCCGCAUUCACCGCACCUCAAGCGCUUCCUACCCGACGAAAAGGUCGCCGCGCGCGUACUGGAGACCUUUGCGCCAAUCUACCCGCUCGACAACAGCGAGGCUGGCGAGGAAGCGAAGAAGCUUGCGACAGACGCCUCUUCGGCCACAAAGUAUGUGCUGAAACCUCAACGAGAAGGAGGAGGAAACAACAUUUACCGGAAAGCCAUCCCACCAUUUCUGCAGAAGCUGCCCGAGACUCAUUGGCCGGCAUACAUCCUAAUGGAGAUGAUUGAGCCACCUCCACUGACAAACGCCAUUCUCCGGAACGGUGAGUUGCAGAGGGGUGGCGUGAUUUGCGAGCUUGGAGUGUACGGCGUGUGCCUCUGGAGAGACGGGAAUGGAGAUGGAAACAAGGGCGAGAUCUUGGAGAACUGGGAGGCUGGAUAUCUACUCCGCACCAAAGGUGACCAGAGCGAGGAGGGCGGUGUGGCAGCGGGAUUCGGAGCAGUUGACAGCUGUUGUCUGGUGGACGGAUGA